UCUAUAUAUAACCUGGUAUAUUUUUUGCACAAAUCUAUUUUUGACAAUUAUCUACAGAAGCUCAUUGUUUCGUAGCUGUAAUGAAUUCAAAGAAGGAAUGCAAUGGAAUUGACAACCCUGCAUUUAUGCAUGAGGAGGUCAGUGAGGAGACCAGCCAGAGCAGCUGUGCGACAGAAGACAGAAAUAAACCCACCUACUGUGUGACCGACGUCCCUCCUUGGUACCUUUGUAUUUUCCUGGCCAUUCAGCAUUACCUGACAGCAUUUGGUGGGAUCAUCGCCAUCCCUCUCAUCCUCUCUGAGGGACUAUGCCUGCAGCAUGACACCCUCACCCAGGGUCUUCUAAUCAACAACAUAUUCUUUGUUUCUGGCCUCUGCACAAUUCUGCAGGUUACUUUUGGAGUCAGACUUCCUAUCCUGCAGGGAGGUACUUUUGCCUUGGUGACCCCAGCUAUGGCCAUUUUAUCUACACCAGAGUGGAAGUGCCCGGCUUGGACCCAGAAUGCCAGUUUAGUCAACACCUCCUCCCCUGUUUUUAUUGAAGAGUGGCAGAAACGCUUGAGAACUCUGCAGGGCUCUAUCAUGGUGGCAUCUGUCCUCCAGAUUCUUGUUGGUUUCUCUGGCCUCAUUGGGUUCCUCAUGCGCUUCAUUGGCCCCUUAACCAUCGCUCCCACAGUGUCUCUUAUAGGCCUGGCUCUGUAUGACUCAGCCGGAGAUAAAGCUGGAAGCCACUGGGGCAUUUCUGCUUUGACAACAGGGCUUAUUAUCAUCUUCUCUCAGUACCUCCGUCUCAUCCCCAUUCCUGUCCCUUCAUGCAGCAAAACCAAAAAAGAGAAAAUCUCAAAGUUUUACAUCUUUCAAAUCAUGCCUAUUCUGCUGGGCAUUGCUGUCUCGUGGUUAGUCUGUUACCUACUCACCAUAUUUGACGUCCUGCCAUCUGAUUCUGCUCAAUAUGGUCACCUGGCCCGCACUGAUGUGAAAGGAAAUGUGGUGAGCCAGGCCUCCUGGUUCACACUGCCAUACCCCGGAAAGUGGGGGAUUCCAACCGUAAACCUGGCUGCUGUUGUUGGGAUUCUGGCGGGAAUAAUAUGUUCGAUGGCAGAGUCUGUGGGUGACUACCACGCCUGCGCCAGGUUAUCAGGGGCUCCUCCUCCUCCAAAGCAUGCCAUUAGCAGGGGGAUCGGUGUCGAAGGGAUUGGCUCUUUACUGGCAGGGGCCUUUGGGACAGGGAACGGCACCACAUCUUUCAGUGAGAACGUGGCAGCUCUCGGUAUUACCAGGGUGGGGAGUCGGGCUGUCAUCCUCCUGAGUGGAUUUCUCAUGAUUUUGAUGGGAAUGAUUGGCAAAAUUGGAGCCAUCUUCACAACCAUUCCUACUCCUGUCAUUGGAGGGAUGUUUCUGAUCAUGUUUGGUGUCAUAUCUGCUGCUGGAAUUUCAAAUUUGCAGUUCACAGAUAUGAAUUCUUCUCGGAACAUCUUUGUUUUUGGGUUCUCCAUCUUUACUGCGCUUGUCAUUCCAAACUGGAUUGCGAAGAACCCAGGCGUUCUAGAGACAGGCGUCAAAGAGGUGGACCAAGUUUUGAGUGUGCUUUUCACCACCCAUAUGUUUAUAGGAGGGUUCCUUGGCUUCUUCCUAGAUAACACGAUUCCUGGAUCCAAGCGUGAGCGUGGCCUUCACACCUGGAACACAGAACAUCUUGAAGACUCCAGUCAUGCCUUGGCAUCAGAAGAGGUUUAUAGCCUCCCUUUUGGAAUCACCUCAUGCCUUCGAAGCCAGUCCUGGGUCCGUUAUAUCCCCUUCUGCCCACAGAACAGUCCGGAGUCAGAAGAUGAAAUGCUUCAGAGUCAGGGGGACGAGCAAAUUACAAGAGUUUAAACUUUAAAAUAAAAUCAGUUUUUACUUUCAUUAGGUCACAAAAAGGCAUCUUUUUCUGUCAAACAUUCUUUCAGUUCUAGUUUCCAUUGCUGGUUGAUCGCUAAC
Cyprinodon variegatus (sheepshead minnow) is the source of this 1979-nucleotide messenger RNA. Its product is annotated as solute carrier family 23 member 1-like. Gene Ontology annotation, cellular component: membrane. Lineage: Eukaryota; Metazoa; Chordata; Actinopteri; Cyprinodontiformes; Cyprinodontidae. Bases 81 to 1874 code for a protein of 597 amino acids. The transcript has 12 exons. Gene Ontology annotation, molecular function: transmembrane transporter activity. The record is from RefSeq and is a predicted model, not a curated record. Gene Ontology annotation, biological process: transmembrane transport.